CAAAACUGCGACCCGGUUAGGGUGUGGUUUUCGGAAUUUCAGUCCCGUUUAGUGUUAAAAGUGUAUUUAAUAGUGCUGAAAUGGGUUACAGAGGAGUUUUUUUUGCCGUUCUAUUAAUCGGUUCGAGCUACGCCCAAAAUGUUGGAGUUUGCAUCCCAUCAUCAAACACUGGUCUGUGUCAGAAUAUCGAAAGAAAUGGCAGUCCCGCAGUUUGCAGGCUGGUUGAAUCCAGACUCGACUGUGCUUUGAGCCUGGCGCGCGGACAAGCGGAUAUCGGAGUAUUCUCCGAGGAGGAGAUAGUUCUUCUUUCUCACCAGCAGCCAAAUGACAAUCGAGUAAUAGCGACCAUCAGGGACGUGAGUAGGACUGAGCCAUUCGCUUUCGAAGCUGUGGCAGUAGUUCCAGCGACUCAUAUCGGGGGGCUGGCAGGUCUGCGAGGAGGAAGAUACUGCCAUCCUGGCUUCGAUCAGACUGAACAGCGCUGGUCUCCACGCGUCCUGAAAACCUUGGAAAAAGCGGCUGCUCGCACUGACCGCUGCGCUGAUGCCACGACCACUGGUAAAACUGCUGAGGAGAUGGAGGUGGAAACCCUCGCCCAAUUCUUCGGAAAUGCCUGCCGCCCUGGACCUUGGAGCGCCAACGAUACACUCGAUGCUGAUCUUAAGCGCCGUUUCCCAUCACUCUGCUCCCUCUGCGGUGAGAAUGCCACUUGCUCACGAUACACCAUCGACAUGGGCAUCUCUGUUUCCGGAGUCAACAACAACAACAGACACAUCCAGUCGCUGGAGUGUCUUCGCGCAAACAACAGUGACACUGCUGUCGCGUAUGUCGCUUGGCAACAUGUCCGCGAGUUCUUCAAUAUCCGCAGCCCCGAAUUGGCCACAUCGUACGCUUUGCUGUGCGAAGACAACACUCUAAGUGUUCUGACUGCGGAGGUGUUGGCUUCAGCUACUGCACCCUGCUCCCUGGUGAAGCAACCAUGGAGUGUUAUAGUUGCAACUGCUUCACAAGCAGCCACCCUCCAAGCCAGCCUUCAAAGUUGGUGGCCCAACGGCAUCAACCCCGGUGGUAACACCUGGCAGUCUGUCCUGUACAACGCUAUUGUGGGAGGGAGCAAUGCACGCGUGGCCUUCCAGGAAGGCUUGCCCACUCCUCUGGAAUACACACAAGGGAUCCGCAAUUUCACCACAAUCGACGCGUCCACGUCGUGCAUGCCGAUCCACCGCUGGUGCACCAUAUCCCCUCAGGAGCACGCCAAGUGCACGUGGGUUCGCAACGCUGCUUUCACGAUGGGCAUCGAGCCCUACAUCUCCUGCCAACAGCGAGCCACCACUUUCGAGUGCCUCGCGGACAUACGGGACAACGCUGCAGAUUUCAUGGCUACACCCGCCAACUAUGGCUAUCUGUCCAGGCAACACUACAAGCUGUCAUCCGUGAAGCUGGUAGAGAACUCCCACAGUAACCCGAACUCAUUCUCCCGCGUGGCAGCCUUGGUCAAGGCCAGCUCUGUUGAGAGUGGAAACAUCACGCGCUUCGAAAACCUUCGCGGCAAGCGCGCCUGCUUCCCAGAGUUCGGCGGCAUUUCGUACAUGGCGUUUGUGCGCACGGCACACGAGCGCGGCGUGAUCAGUCCCUCGGAGUGCGACUACGCGCGAGCCGUCGGCGAGUUGUUCGACAGCGCGUGCGCACCCGGCGCCUUGGCCAACUCGCAUGCAAUUGCCGAUAGUUCCUUCAACGCUACGAACUUGUGUACUGUGUGCAGACCCAGUGUGGCAGUCGCGGGUGAAAGUUUCACGUGCGCCUACAACUCAACAAACAUGUUCUACGGGAACAACGGUACGAUCCGCUGUCUUGCGGACCCAGCCAAUGACGUCGCCUUUUUAGAAGUGCAGAAUAUUGACCAACACCUCGCCUCAGCUAAUAUCACGACUAGCUCGGUGCGUGUACUCUGUCGUAACAACACUCUCCUUGAUCUCGUCGCCGGGGUAGAGAUCGACCCGAACUGCCUUCUAGCUUUCGUCGUGGACUCCGAGGUCCUUGCCCGAAGAAACGACGCCCUAACCAACAGCCUUAACACUUUAUUAGACACACUUGACUUCUACUUUGGCUACAACACACCACCGAGCGCACAGCUGGUUAACUUGAAGAUAUAUUCCCCCUUCGAUGGCAGGAACGACUUGCUGUUCCUGAACACAGCUAUUGGUUUAACUGAGCCAUCCAGCAUCGCGGCCAAUACACAGGCGAGAAACUAUAAUGAGCUUUUUAGACACUUAGACUCGUGUACAGGGGCCGCGGCGCCAGGGCUCGCAAAUCGCAACUUCUUCUCCAUAAUGACAUUGAUUCUGAUGGGCGUUAUAACGCGAUUCGUAGUUUAUUAAAAUAAAUGUCUCUGUUUU
Molecule: messenger RNA, 2396 nt
Organism: Pararge aegeria (speckled wood butterfly)
Lineage: Eukaryota; Metazoa; Arthropoda; Insecta; Lepidoptera; Nymphalidae
Product: transferrin-like
Exons: 15
Coding region: 81-2378 (765 amino acids)
Biological process (GO): iron ion transport
Cellular component (GO): plasma membrane; recycling endosome; early endosome
Source: RefSeq, a predicted model, not a curated record